Molecule: messenger RNA, 1524 nt
Organism: Colletotrichum truncatum
Lineage: Eukaryota; Fungi; Ascomycota; Sordariomycetes; Glomerellales; Glomerellaceae
Product: berberine-like protein
Molecular function (GO): FAD binding; oxidoreductase activity
Source: RefSeq, a predicted model, not a curated record
AUGGAUUCUACACGCUCUUUUGGACGCUUUGUCGUCGCUUCCUUUCUUUAUCUAGCUCCCGCUCUUGUUGGUGCUCAGGACGCCGCUGGUAAGGCUACUGCUCUGCAGUCCUGCCUUAACACUGCCGGCGUUCGCAACGUCAUCAGCACCGACCCUAGCUGGGCUGAUGAGACUACCGGCUUCCAGAAGCGCAUCAAGGUCGACCCGGCCGCCAUUUCUUUCCCUGAGAACAAGGACCAAAUUGCUCUCUCUCUCGAUUGCGCGCGCAAUGCCUCUGCCAAGGCCACGGCUCUGGGAGCUCGUCACUCCUUCCAGGCCUACGGCUUCGGCGACCCGGGCAGUCUUGUCAUUAGCAUGGCUGCCUUCAACUCCGUUUCCUACGAUGACGCUACCCAGCGCAUCACCUACGGUGGUGGCUCUCACGUCGGCCCCGUCCUGAAGCACCUUUGGGACACUGCCGGUCGUCAUUUCCCCCAUGUCCGCGGUGCUCACGUCGGUCUUGCGGGCUCUAGCAUUGGCGGCGGCUUCGGUUCUACCUCCCGUCACCUCGGCACCCCUAUGGACAACCUCGAGUCCGUUGAGUUCAUGCUGUACAACGGCACCAUCGUCAACGCCGGCAAGGGCUCCGACCUCUUCUGGGCGGCUCAGGGUGCUGCUGCCUCCUACGGUAUCCUUCUCUCUGUCACCACCAACACCCACAAGCCCCUCUUCGAGAAGGCUGUCAACUUCACCCUCAACCUUGGCCGACUGGACGCUGAGACUGGCGCUAAGGCGCUUAUUGCCGUCCAGGACUACGCCCUGAGCAAGAGCUGCCCUGACGAGCUUGCUCUCCGCUGGAGUCUGAGUGCUCCUCCUUACUCUGCUACCGGUUACUUCUACGGCAACCCGGCUGAGUUUGACAAGGUCAUCGCUCCUCUUGUCUCAUCUCUUAACGAAGUUGCCCCCAAUGCUACCGUCCUUGCCAAGACUGAGCUCCCCUUCUGGGACAUGGAGGUUGCUGUCGCCGGCGCCGGUAUGAACCAGCCUGAGGGUGGCACUCUCGGCGGCCGCGCUUUCUACACUCAGGCUUUGACUACCACCACCGAUCACCCCUUGACCCUUGAGCAGGCCAAGACCCUCUUCGAGAGCACCACUCUGGCCUUCAACCGCACUGACCUCCGCAAGUCCGGUUUCCUCGACCUUUGGGGUGGUGUUUCCCGUGAUAUCUCUGAUGCCGAUACCAGCUACGCCCACGGCAAGAACCUGUGGCUUAUCCGCUGGGAGGCCAACUCUGUCGAUGCCAGCAACUACCCCGCCGAUGGCCCAGCUUACAUGAAGAGCCUCAUCAAGCCCUUCGAGGAUGCUCUCGUUGCCGGUGGUUCCACCCUCCGUGGUUUCGUCAACUAUGCCGAUACCGAACUUGAGGAGGCUGAGUGGAGCGCCCGUCUCUACGGUGCCAACUUUGAUCGCCUUAAGAAGAUCAAGGCCGCCGUUGACCCCGAGGGUCUCUUCAUCAACCACAAGCAGGCCAUUCCCCUUCCUUGA